AUGCACAAACCCACAUAUGAUACAGUUUCCGAUGACGGAAGUGUCAUCUGUGGUCAAUGGACAGCUGAUUUGAACUCCUCCACCACUUGUCACUGGGGUCAGAUCCCAGCCCGGAUGAUUAUGACCCUGCUGACUCAACCGAAUGUGACCUUGUUCACCUCAUUUCUGACGGAUAUGGUCACCUAUUUCGGCCCGACCGGGACACAUACGGCCAUUUUCAAUCUGUUCCAGUCUACCGGGUACGGAGAAACCGGGAGCACUGAUCAGACGCACAAUCUGAUGUUUUCCGAUUUCACCAAGAAUAUAUACGUGCCACCGGACGAGGAGACUGCAACCUACUAUCGGUGGAUCAAUGCAAGUUUCCUUGAAGCAUUGAAAAAACUGGAUCAGUGCCCGCUGCCCACCAUGGGCUGGUGCGUGAUUGACGAAUUCGAGAUGGACAAGUGCCAGCGCAUGAGCAGCGCGUUUGCUGCGCGCAGCAUUCAGCCCGAUUUGACUUGUCUUCAAGCCGAAUCCGUUUUGGAUUGUAUGCGGCUGAUCCAGGACGGUUAUGCGGAUAUGGUCAACCUGGAGGCGGGUGAUUUGUAUGCGGCGGGCAAAUACUUCGGCCUCGUCCCCAUUGUGGCUGAAGUUUACGGAGAUGGUCCGCAUUAUUUUGCCGUGGCUGUAGUGAAAAAAGUCAAUCCGAAUUUGCUCAUCUCAAACUGGCGUCAUCGUUUCACGUGUCACAGUGGAGUGGGUAAAGCGACCGGUUGGAUUGUCCCGAUCAACACGAUACUGGACACCAGACAGGUGAUCGUUUUGGAUGGACAUUUAAUUUUUGCCUUUGGAGAACUGAUCAGCCGCUCGUGUAUCCCGGGGAUACUGAGCGAUCCCUAUGAUCAAACAAACACAAACUCGUUGAAUUUGUGCGAAUUGUGCACCGGUGGGAACAAAGAUCGAUGCAGACGGGAUCAUUUGGAAUUGUACUACGGAGACGCGGGUGCGUUCCGAUGUCUGACCGAGGGUGCCGAUAUCGCAUUCACUCGGCACACCACAGUACACACGAACACGGCCGGUCGCAAUCCCAACUACUGGGCUCGAAAUCUACGCGAGGAUGACUACGAACUAUUGUGUCCGGACGGACGUCGAUUGGAAGUUAACCAAUGGGCCACAUGCAAUCUGGCUAAGAUUCCAAGCAACGUGAUAGUGACAGCCAGUUACAAAUCGGAAAACGAACGAACCAAUAUGUGGCGUUUGUUACAAUACGGGCAAGAGUACUAUUCGGCUGACAAGAGUUCCACUUUUCAAAUGUUCGAUUCUGGAUUUGGUCACAAGGAUCUGAUAUUUUCCGACGACACAGAAAGUCUGCAGAGAAUUCCCUGGGAGAAUCAGACAUACGAACGAUGGCUUGGACCGCGAUUCUUACAGCUGGUUGAAAAUUUGGAAGCUAUCUCUCGACGAUAUGAAGCUGGGAUAUAUGCAACAGCGCAUCGUAUUCAUUUCGAGACAUUACUGGUUUGUCAUUUAGCCUUCAUUAAUUGUAUCCGGUUGAUCAGUGUAUGA
This is a messenger RNA of Echinostoma caproni, 1545 nucleotides long. Lineage: Eukaryota; Metazoa; Platyhelminthes; Trematoda; Plagiorchiida; Echinostomatidae. The record is from the annotation of a GenBank genome assembly.